Ricinus communis (castor bean) is the source of this 1618-nucleotide messenger RNA. RefSeq names its product transcription factor MYB106. Bases 212 to 1444 code for a protein of 410 amino acids. Lineage: Eukaryota; Viridiplantae; Streptophyta; Magnoliopsida; Malpighiales; Euphorbiaceae. The record is from RefSeq and is a predicted model, not a curated record. The transcript has 3 exons.
UUAUAAAUCAAGGCAUAUGGAGUGGUCACGUAACUUUAGGUACGAUAUCAUCAGAAUUUAUUAUUUUAUCGUUUAGUCUCUCUCUAUAUAUAUAUAUGUAAAUUCUCAUUGAGCAUUUCCUCUUAACUUGAGCUGUCUGCGACUCAAGUUUUAUUUUCUUUGCUUUUGAAGUUCUGGAUCAUCUCUCUCUCUCUCUAUUUGAUUGGAAAAGAUGGUUCGAUCUCCAUGCUGUGGGAAGGGUGGACUGAAGAAAGGGCCAUGGACACCUGAAGAAGACCAGAAGCUCUUGGCUUACAUAGAAGAACAUGGCCAUGGAAGCUGGCAAGCUUUACCGGCCAAAGCUGGGCUUCAAAGAUGUGGCAAGAGCUGUAGGCUCAGGUGGACUAACUACCUCAGACCAGACAUCAAGAGAGGAAAGUUCAGUUUGCAGGAAGAACAGACGAUUAUUCAACUCCACGCUCUUCUUGGAAACAAGUGGUCAGCUAUAGCAACUCACUUGCCUAAAAGAACUGAUAAUGAGAUCAAGAACUACUGGAACACACAUCUCAAGAAAAGAUUAGCUCGAAUGGGCAUAGAUCCAGUAACCCACAAGCCAAAAGUUGAUGCCUUUGGUUCCGGCAGUGUCCAUGCCAAGGAUAUCGCAAAUUUAAGUCAUAUGGCGCAGUGGGAGAAUGCCCGCCUAGAAGCUGAAGCCAGAUUGGUCCGCGAAUCUAAGCUCGCAUCAAAACCUGCGCAAGACCAAUUUGGCUUCUCAACUAUAGUACUCCCUCAGUUCUCCGCAGCCACUACCACCACCACCAAAGCCAUAGGAGGAGCUCCACAAGCUAGACCAAAGUGCCUUGAUGUCCUCAAGGCUUGGCAAGGAAUGGUAUCCAACAUGUUCUUUCCGCCCAGCGACACCCUCGAGUCACCAACGUCAACGUUAAAAUUCUCCGAAAAUGCAUUAGCAACUCCAGCUGGAAUGGUUAGACUUCAUGAGCGCUCGGUCCCUCAUUUUCAGUUUGCUAAUACUAGUAAUAUCAUUACAUGCAGAGGAGAGGAUACAGAAGAAGAAGACGAAGAAGAACUUGCUGCUAAAAAUGAUAGUGGAAAUGAAUGGAAAGGUUUCGAGCAAUCGAAGCAAAUUGCACAGGCAAAAGAAGCAUUGGAUGGUUCAGUUAUUUCUGUACAUGAAAUGAGUACAUAUGAUGGCAGUGAAGUACAUGUAGUCAGUUCAUGGAUUUUGGACACUUUUAGGGCAGCAAAUGAAAAUGUGACUAUUGGGAAUUCUGAUAAUUUGAUUUAUAACUUUGCUGAUCAUAACCCAUCAUCAUUAAUGGCUGGAGAAGAUGUUAUAAGUGAAAAUUGUGGUGCGAAUAAUAAUCUCGAAGACCAAGGUAGCUACUGGAAUAGACUACUCAAUUUGGUGGAUGCUCCGCCCUCUAGUUCGUCGCCGGUGUUUUGAAUAUAUUGUUAAUUUUAAUGUGGAAGGAGAAAGAAAAAGAAGGAAAGGAAAAGCAAAUGUUGAACUACUUAUGUAGGAGUUUAUUGCAAAAUGGACCAACCAAUUGCAGUUGAAUGUAUUAGGUAGGUACUUGGUAUUUUGACCUUUUGAAAUAAUAAAGGUAAUAGCCAUUAA